Molecule: messenger RNA, 1101 nt
Organism: Tripterygium wilfordii
Lineage: Eukaryota; Viridiplantae; Streptophyta; Magnoliopsida; Celastrales; Celastraceae
Product: transcription factor MYB13-like
Exons: 3
Coding region: 52-927 (291 amino acids)
Biological process (GO): regulation of DNA-templated transcription
Cellular component (GO): nucleus
Molecular function (GO): sequence-specific DNA binding; DNA-binding transcription factor activity
Source: RefSeq, a predicted model, not a curated record
CCUUAUUGAUUAGCUUACGUUUGCUAUAUCUAGAGCGUUUUAAAGUUUUAGAUGACUAGUUGGGGAGUAAUGGCAGGGCAGUUGGGAUGGGGUCUUAUUGAAGAGGGUUGGAGGAAGGGUCCAUGGACUGCUGAGGAAGACAGGUUGCUCAUGGAGUAUGUGAGAUUGCAUGGUGAAGGAAGAUGGAACUCUGUGGCUAGGCUUACAGGAUUGAAAAGAAAUGGAAAGAGUUGCAGAUUGAGGUGGGUAAAUUAUCUGAGGCCGGACCUUAAGAGAGGACAAAUAACUCCAAAUGAAGAGAUUAUUAUACUAGAGUUACAUGCUAGAUGGGGGAACAGGUGGUCAACAAUUGCGCGUAGCUUGCCAGGGAGAACUGAUAAUGAGAUUAAGAACUACUGGAGGACCCAUUUCAAGAAGAAAUCCACACUGUCUCCUGAUAGUUCCGAAAAGGCGAAAAAUCGCCUUCUGAAGAGGCAACAGUUUCAGCAACAGCAAGAGUUGCAGCUCCAGCAGCAGCAGCAGCAGGAGCACUUGCAACAAUUGCAACUACAACAACUCAAUCAAUUGGACAUAAAAAGAAUCAUGUCCUUACUUGAUGAUAAUAAUGACCAGAAAGUAGCAACAUUUGGAGUAGUUCAAUUGCCAAGGCAAGAAGUGGUCACUACUACUACUAGUAGUAGUAGUUUGAACCCUCAGACAGCAAGUAGUGAGGAGGAAGACUUCUUUUAUCCAAUUUUCAGCAGUACUAUUGGAAUUGGAAACAAUAGUGGGAGUGGUGGUGUCCAUGAUCAGGCCUCCAAUAACUAUGAGGACAAUUUAUGGGAUGGGUUGUGGAAUUUGGAUGAUAUGCAUGGAAACUUUGGUGUGGGAUGUGCACUUCCAAGCAAGGCUAGCAGUGUGCACAACUUAGUUGCUCCUUUUUGCUAACUUUAUCUUCUAAUUUGAGUCUCUUUUUUUAUAGUUUUCCUUGUAGAAUCAAGGGAGAUAUAUAUGGUCCUUACAUAUUAUGCAUGUUUUGGAAGUUGGGUUGUAGCAAUUGUAGUCCUAGCAAAAAUGUUAUGGACCCAUCUUACUUUUAUGAGGCAAUGUAAUUUUGCAUGG